UCUCUGCGCUCGGUCCUGACUAGAAGGACGGGGAGGAGCAGCGGUGUCGAACAGAGCCUGGCGAGAGACAGACACACAGAGGGUUCCCCUCCCCCGCUCCCGGAGCCUGACACACGGACCCCCUCCUCCUCCUGCUCCCCCCUCCUGACACCGAGACCCCCUCCUCCUCCUCUCACCUGACACACAGUCACACGGCGCCUCAGUUCCAUCUCUCUCCUCAGCUCUGACACACCGGGGCCGGGCUGCUGCUGUCACCGGGGCGGGGGACCAGAGCCAACCAUAUGCUGUAAUGUCACUGAGGCUGGGGGCCGAGCUCCUGCGCUAGGGACACAGCAUUAUCCCCUGCUCAGUAUAAUAUAUAUCUAUAUAUAAAUAUAUAUAUAUAUAUAUAUAUAUAUAUAUAUAUAUAUAUAUAUAUAUAUAUAUACUCCCAGUCCCCGGCAGCAGCAGGCGGAAUACUACCCGGAGACAGACAGCUGCUGCCCCAAAAUAUGCUGCUGGCUUCAUGAGGGUGCUGAGAGGAGGAGGAGGACAUACAGCCAGCUGCAGCCAGGAGAAGAUCCCAUCCAGCCCCCUUAUAUUCUGUCUUCAUACCUUGUUAGCUGUGUGAAAGGAAAAAGCCUCUCAAUGACAGAAAAAUCCCCAUUGAUCUCCGUGCUACACUUAAUGGAUUGAAGCUGGGGGUGAGGCAGAAGCCAGCCCAGGCACAACCCAGUCUCAGUAAACCAAAGAAUAUUUUGGUAAAUUUCACCCAUUAUUUCCUCCUCAGCUUGAAGGCACGCUAGGCUGUUGUAAAUGUCUGGAAAGGAAUAUCAUUAGAAGGUGCAGAUUUGUUUUAUUCGUACAGAAGGAUAUUUGUGACCACCAUAAUAAUAUUUUGGUGAAGGUGUUCAGGAAAAAUUGAAUCCAAGGAGGCUUAUACACAUUAAGCACAAUUUGGCCUCAACCAGACAAAUUAUUUUUGCUCUGAAAAUUUGUAAUGGGGGAUUACGGGUUUGGAGUGCUGGUGCAAAAUAACACUGGGAAUAAAUCUGCUUUUCCAGUCAGGUUUCAUCCACAUCUGCAGCCUCCUCACCAUCAUCAAAACGCAUCCCAGAGCCCUGCUGCUUUUAUAAAUAACACAGCUGCCAAUGGCAGCAAUGCUGGAUCAGCUUGGCUCUUUCCUGCUCCAGCUGCCCAUAACAUUCAGGAUGAGAUUCUGGGGUCAGAGAAAUCCAAAUCUCAACAACAGGAACAGCAAGAGUCCUUAGAAAAACAGCAGCUUUCCCCUAGCCAAAGCCAGGAAACAGGAAUUCUACCUGACCCUGAUAAAGUGAAAUCAGAAGAAAACCAAGGAGACAACUCUUCUGAAAAUGGCAAGGAGAAAAUAAGAAUAGAAUCUCCUGUGUUGGCUGGGUUUGAUUACCAAGAGGCAUCAGGACUUGGGUCUUCAAAUCAGACCCUGACUUCCUCUGCAUCCCCACUCACAGGUUUUAGCAACUGGUCAGCUGCUAUUGCCCCUUCUUCUAAUACUAUCAUUAAUGAAGACGCAAGCUUUUUUCAUCAGGGAGGGGUCACUGCUGCUUCAGCAAAUAAUGGAGCUCUGCUGUUCCAAAAUUUCCCUCACCAUGUGAGCCCCAGUUUUGGAGGUAGCUUUUCUCCACAGAUUGGACCCAUGUCACAACAUCACCCCCACCAUCCUCAUUUUCAGCAUCAUCAUAACCAACAUCAACAGCAAAGGAGGUCUCCUGCCAGUCCACAUCCACCCCCAUUCCCUCACAGAAAUGCUGCUUUUAACCAACUACCCCAUUUGGCCAAUAAUCUCAACAAGCCUCCCUCUCCAUGGAGCAGCUACCAAAGCCCAUCACCUACACCAUCUUCUUCAUGGAGCCCGGGUGGCAGUGGAUAUGGUGGCUGGGGUGGGUCCCAAGGUAGGGACCACCGAAGAGGGCUUAAUGGAGGAAUAACACCAUUGAAUUCUAUCUCGCCCCUAAAGAAAAAUUUUGGUAAUAACCACAUCCAGCUGCAGAAGUAUGCCAGGCCCAACUCUGCAUUUGCACAAAAAUCUUGGAUGGAAGACAGCUUGAACAGAGCCGACAACAUAUUUCCUUUUGCGGAUCGAACUAGAACAUUUGACAUGCACUCACUGGAAAGCUCACUGAUUGACAUAAUGAGAGCAGAAAAUGAUUCUCUGAAAGCAAGGACAUAUGGGCGAAGGAGAGGUCAGUCCUCUCUUUUUCCAAUGGAAGAUGGUUUUUUGGAUGAUGGUCGAAGUGAUCAAACUCUGCACAGCGGUUUGGGGUCUCCUCACUGCUUUCCACAUCAGAAUGGUGAAAGAGUGGAGCGAUAUUCCCGCAAAGUGUUUGUGGGUGGUCUGCCCCCAGAUAUAGAUGAAGAUGAAAUCACUGCUAGUUUUCGUCGGUUUGGUCCAUUGAUUGUGGAUUGGCCUCACAAAGCAGAAAGCAAAUCUUAUUUUCCUCCCAAAGGCUAUGCAUUCUUACUAUUCCAAGAUGAAAGUUCUGUACAGGCUCUGAUUGAUGCUUGCAUUGAAGAGGAUAGUAAGCUCUACCUAUGUGUGUCAAGCCCUACCAUUAAAGACAAACCUGUUCAGAUCCGGCCCUGGAACCUCAGUGACAGUGACUUUGUCAUGGAUGGCUCACAGCCUCUUGAUCCACGGAAAACUAUUUUUGUUGGAGGUGUCCCACGGCCUCUACGGGCUGUGGAGUUAGCGAUGAUAAUGGACCGCCUCUAUGGAGGAGUAUGCUAUGCUGGCAUAGACACAGAUCCUGAGUUAAAAUAUCCGAAAGGAGCUGGGCGAGUUGCCUUUUCUAAUCAACAGAGUUACAUAGCUGCUAUCAGCGCCCGCUUCGUUCAGCUGCAACACGGAGAAAUCGAUAAGCGGGUGGAAGUGAAGCCAUAUGUCUUGGACGACCAGCUGUGUGAUGAGUGUCAAGGAGCUCGCUGCAGUGGCAAGUUUGCUCCGUUCUUCUGUGCUAAUGUUACCUGUCUGCAGUAUUACUGUGAAUAUUGCUGGGCUGCUAUCCACUCGCGUGCUGGCCGGGAGUUCCACAAGCCGCUGGUGAAGGAGGGAGGAGAUCGCCCAAGGCAUAUUUCAUUCCGUUGGAAUUGAGCUACCCAAUGCUUAACUUCCUUCCCAAGGAUCCAAAUAAGUGCACUCUUCUGUUCUCUUAUCCUCCCUCCCUCCUACCAUCCUUAGGAAAGCAUGUCCUCUUGUUGUAGUCUGUAUUUUAACAAUAGUAUAACGAAAGAAUGACCUACACCAUAGGUAUUUUGUAGAGUCUUGUGUCAUUGAGAACUGUAUUGGAACGCCUUUUUUGGUUCAUAACAAUAU
This is a messenger RNA of Pseudophryne corroboree (corroboree frog), 3331 nucleotides long. It is a transcript of the gene CPEB4, whose product is annotated as cytoplasmic polyadenylation element binding protein 4. Gene Ontology annotation, cellular component: neuron projection; cytoplasm; synapse. Bases 980 to 3109 code for a protein of 709 amino acids. The transcript is spliced from 10 exons. Gene Ontology annotation, biological process: negative regulation of cytoplasmic translation. NCBI's taxonomy places the organism in Eukaryota, Metazoa, Chordata, Amphibia, Anura, Myobatrachidae. The record is from RefSeq and is a predicted model, not a curated record. Gene Ontology annotation, molecular function: mRNA regulatory element binding translation repressor activity; ribosome binding; mRNA 3'-UTR binding.